Messenger RNA from Neolamprologus brichardi, 2700 nucleotides. RefSeq names its product glucocorticoid modulatory element binding protein 2 (gene gmeb2). NCBI's taxonomy places the organism in Eukaryota, Metazoa, Chordata, Actinopteri, Cichliformes, Cichlidae. Gene Ontology annotation, cellular component: nucleus. Gene Ontology annotation, molecular function: RNA polymerase II cis-regulatory region sequence-specific DNA binding. Gene Ontology annotation, biological process: regulation of transcription by RNA polymerase II. The record is from RefSeq and is a predicted model, not a curated record.
UAACAGACGAAGAAGAACUAUACAGAAAACUAUUCAUGCUAGCUGGGUACGAGCAGGAAAUCUUAAUUGUAUUUGUUUUCAAAUUUAGGCUUCAGAAAUCUUAAAAAUAGAGCGACAGUGUUCUGUAUGAAGACGAAAAGAGACGGAUAUCAGCAGCUUUAUAUUUUGACAGUAAUUUACUGGAAUAGGUUCAGAUUUACUAGAUAGCAUCCUUUCUGUCGGGACGACACCAACACACCGUUUUCAACAUUACGUCCCAAGGCCAAGGUGAGCUCCUCCGAGUCUUCAUGGCUUCAUCAGAGGUAAACAUGCAGGAAAUGAAUGAGGUUGUGAUCGUCACCAUACCGGAGUCGGGGAGCGAGGACCUCCCCUCUGUGGCAGAGGAGGAUAAAGCAGUGCUGGUGACUGCAGAGUUGACCCCUCAGACCGGGGAGAAUGUCCUCACAGUAGCACCAAUGGAAGCAGAGGCCAUCAGAGCAGAUUCACUGGCAAAGGAAGACGCAGUCAUUGUGAAAUUAAGUGAAGAGGUGGAUGUGGAAGCUGACGUGUUCUACCCAAUCACAUGUGGAGACGUCAAAGCCACUCUGAUCUGGAAGAAAUUCGUCUGCCCUGGGAUAAAUGUGAAAUGUGUCCAGUUCAAUGAGCAGCUCAUCAGCCCAAAGGAGUUUGUGUGUUUAGCAGGGAAAUCCACUCUGAAGGACUGGAAGAGAGCUAUCCGACUCAAUGGCACCAUGCUCAGGAAGAUCAUGGACUCUGGUGAACUGGACUUCUAUCACCACACAAAGGUCUGCUCCAACACCUGCCGCAGUACUAAAAUAGACCUGGUGGGAACUAAAGUGUCCAUCAGCACUGAUUCAUCAGACGAUGUGAUUCCUGCCACGCCUUCAUCAGCUGAUUUGAAUGGAGCUGCAGCAUCUUUUCCAGAGGUGAUGGAGGAAGCUUCAGGCUGGGUCACAGCCAUUGGAGAGGACUCCAUUGCGUUCUGGCGUGCGGUGAAGGAGGCAGGGCUGCUGGAAGAGGUGGUAGAGGACUUCCAGAAUGAGCUGCAGGAGGUGCUGAAGGGGCUGCAGGAGAGAGUGUGUGACCCACCGCUGCAGGUCAAAGAUGCUGUUUUACUCAACAACAUAGUGCAGAACUUUGGAAUGCUGGACCUUGUGAAAAAGGUUCUGGCAAGUCACAAGAGCCAGAUGGACCGUUACAGAGAGCAGUACACUCGCAGCUUAGCCGCCCUGGAGCAGCAGUGUGAUGAGCACAGGAAGCGAGCCAAGGAGCUGAAGAGCAAAUCGCAGCACCUCAACAACGUCCUGAUGACCCUCACGCCGGUGCCUGCGCCUCCCGGGCCCAAGCGUCCCCGGCUGACGCGUGCUGUCUCCGGUCCUGCCUCAGUCAAUGCUGCACCCACCCAGAUCACCCUGCCUCUUAGCCAGCUGACCAGCCUCCCACUGGGGAAGGUGCUGACCGUGGCAGGAGCCCAGCCCAGCACCAAUGUUGGCGCGUACACCCUCCUGACCUCCUCGCUCUCUGGGUCAGAGCUUUCAGCUGAUGGCUCUAACUUGACAGUUUUGUCCACCGCUGCCGGUCAGGAAGGGGCAGCUGGGGCCAGCAGCCAAGCAGCCUCCGGGGCCUUUGUUAAGUUGGUGGGACCUCAGUUCCAGCUGGUGACGCUGCAGGGUCUGGCCACCACACAGGGCGCCGCUGUCCAACAGCAGGUUGGCACCAUCAGUGUUGUCGACGCCUUGGCAGCCACUGCCGACGAUUCCGAGGAGGCAAACCAGCUAGAUGAUGAUGAUAAAGGUCAGCCAGAGCAGGUUAAAGAGGAAGACGGGAACCAGCAGCAGUGAAAUACAGCCUGGCUGUUUGCUCCCUCGGCUGGCUUCUGAUUGGUUUCAGUUUGGAGUGGACUGAAGGUGGAGGUGAAGGCCUAUGAACCCUUUGACUUUUCCACACCAUUUCAUGCAUUUCAAGACAUCCAUAGAUCUCCAUUAGAAACUGAACAGGUGUUGUGACUGUAUAUUUCAUCUGUAAUAAAAUAUGUAUCACGUCUGUCUGUUUAUUCCACACAGGAAGAUUGUUUAGUUUGAUAAUAAAUGCUUGUUUUUUUUAAAGAAAAGUUCAGGACUUGAGGAUUUUUGUAAAACGUAUUUUUAUAAAAAAGAGUGAAGGGAUUUUUGAAUUGUCCCGACCUUGGACGACUGUUUGCUGUGAUGUUACUGGCUUCAUAGAUUCUAAAUUCACUUGGAUUAUAAAACACUGUUAAUGUACUGGGUCUUAUGUCGUUCUUUUCUAUUCUACUUGAAAACUCAAAGCACUUUGUACAACAUGCUUUAUGCUUUUCUGUCUAACAUUCAUCCUCUGACACAUGCAUCCGAUAGCAUGUUGGGAUUUAGCUCCACCAACCUUCCAGUAGAUGACCUGCUCCACCUCCUGUUCUUGGGAUGCUUUGGGACACUGGGUGUGGUCAGGAGAACACUUUAAAAUGGGGUAAAAAAACAUUUAUGUGAAGCUUAACCAGUACAUGACUUAUGCUGGCUGGAGUAUGUAUCAUGAACUCAGCAUUAAAAUGUAAAUUACAAAAAAAUUGUGUUAUUUAUACUUCACAUUGAGGAAAGCAAAUGUGCAGGUAUUUAAUUGAUUGUUACUCUUGUUGCAUUAAAGUUUUGUGACCCUACUUUGCAUUAAAAGCUUUAUUCUCCCCCAGAA